Molecule: messenger RNA, 1471 nt
Organism: Triticum dicoccoides
Lineage: Eukaryota; Viridiplantae; Streptophyta; Magnoliopsida; Poales; Poaceae
Product: acyl transferase 1-like
Exons: 2
Coding region: 1-1368 (455 amino acids)
Source: RefSeq, a predicted model, not a curated record
AUGGCAUCCUUUGUUGCACGCCGAAGAAAACCUGAGCUCGUGCUACCGGCGCAAGUAACGCCGCACGAGACUCUGGCUCUCUCCGACGUUGAUGAUGACAUAGACCUGCGAUUUCUGCAGCCUGCCAUCGAGUUCUUUCGUGCUGUCGACCACGGGCCGUGGCGGCCUGCCACUGCUGCAAAGGUUGUCAAGGCGGCUCUCGCGGAGGCGCUGGUGCACUACUACCCACUAGCAGGCCGUCUCCGGGAGGCCGCCGGGGGAAAGCUAGUUGUCGAGUGCACGGGGGAAGGUGUUGUGUUCGUGGAGGCGGAGGUGGACGUGUCCAUGGAUGAUCUUGGCAAGCCGUCGCCACUGCCACCGUACCCAUGCGUCGAAGAACUGUUGUGCGAGGUGGGCGACCCUAGGGUUGUUGUUGGAGUUCCUUUGUUCUUCAUGCAGGUAACCCAGCUGAGAUGUGGAGGAUUUGUGAUUGGUCUUCACAUAUGCCACAACAUCGCCGACGGCUACGGCACCACUCAAUUCCUGAAAUGCAUCGCCGACUUGGCUCGUACAGGGGGUGAUGCCUCCAAAAUCGUAUCGCCGGUGUGGAAUAGGGAGAUCCUGACAGCGCGCAUCCCACCGCAAAUAAGCCCGGAAUUUGUGGGAUUCCUCCAAAGAUUAGGCAGCACCGGCAACGAUGUUAUGUUGUCAACACCGCCGGAAGAAAUGGUCGUCCGCUUCUUCAUCUUCGGCCCGGGAGACAUCGCAGCGCUACGAAGCCACCAUGCCCCCGCACAUCUUUCGCCACCAGCCACAAGCUUCGAGCUUCUGACUGCGGUCAUGUGGCGUUGCCGCACGGUGGCGCUCGGCUAUGAGCACCACCAGCGGGUGGGCCUAAUGUUCUCUAUGAAUGUGCGCGGGGGUGGGAAGUGCCAUGGGCUUGUCCCGCAUGGGUUUUACGGCAACGCACUAUUUUACCCUGUGGCAGACACGACCGCCGGAGAGCUAUCUGGCAACCCGCUUAGCUACACACUCGGACUCAUCCGUGAGGCCAAGCGCAACAUGACAGACGACAACAUGGAGUCCAUGGUGGAUUUCAUGGCAUCUCUACAUGGGCGGCCACCUCUCACCAUUGAUAAAAUGUAUGAGGUCUCUGACAUGAAAUGGAUUGGACAGGAGGCGCUGGACUUCCAAUGGGCGAAGCGGGUUGGCGGUGGCUUACCCAUGGUGGGGGACAUCUCCUUCGACUCUGUGAGCUGCCACAUGAGGUGUAGGAAUGGCAAGGGUCAGGACGUGAUCGUGAUAAACAUGAUAUUGCCAGGACCUGCAAUGGACAAGUUUGAGAAGGAGAUUGCUGUUUGGGUGUGCAAUGGACAAGACGAAAAGUAGUGGUCCACCUCAAUUCGAUCAGCCUCAUACACCCCUAAUAAAAUAAACCCCGGCGCACAAGUGCUUAAUUACCAUGUUGUUUUGAGUUUGCAACUAUGUAGAU